AAUGUAUACUGUAUGGGGUCUGCGUUGCAAACAAAUUAUAAUUCCCUUUUGCUCUGCAAGGGUAUAAAAAGCUUUACAGAAAAUGUAAUUGUUUUACAAUUAUAUUUAAUGAUCUCAUGGGAAAAGGGGAGUUGAUAAAGAAUGUUUUUAUGAUAUAAUAUGUUUAUUAAAUGGUUAGUUCCACUCACGUGUCAUCGUCAGCCUUUAGAAACCAGUCGUAGUUCUGGAAGUGGUGCUUGUAGACGUACUGCAGCGAUGCUCUGAUCUUGGGCCACAGAUUCGAGUAGCCCUCCCUGACUUUCAAGGCCACGGCUCCCAGUUGCUUGUCCGCCUUGGUGCUCAUGAAGAUCAGCUUGUUGCAGCGCGUUCCCCAGGUUCUCUGGAUGUGGAUGGCGCGACUUUGCAGCGAGGCAUUGGAGCAGCUGGCCACCAGGAACUGCCUGCAGGAUGAAAUCUUCCUCAGGGAGUGCCUCAAAAGGAUGAAAAGGGUUGCCAGCGAAGGACUUCAGCCAUUUGAAGUAUCGGAAAUGGUAAUUCCCUUCACUUUGCGACUUAACUUCUGGCUUUGGCCCUGCGCAUUCCAAGCUGUCUAUAAAAACCAGAGCUGGAAAAGCUGUUUCGGUGGAGCAAUCCUGUAUCCAUAUUGCCGUGACGUGCAAAUGCAUGUGCUGGAGUUCCUACUCUAUCACCUCCGACCCUUUGGCCAUGUGAAUCCCCUGCCAGAACUCAGAUCUCCCACUCUUCCCACGACAAUAACCCACCGACCAUUAAACGAUCGCCUGGCCAGGCUUAUGUUCCGAUCGGUGAGGAUAAUCUGCAUGGUGUUGACCUGGCCCAAAAACUACAUGAGUGGCGUGAGGGCAAUCAGCCAAACCUGGGGAACCCACUGCAAUCGAGUGGUGUUCUACGGCAGCUCCUCCGAAACCACUCCAUCUGGAGUGGAGAUUGUGGGCCUGAACAUCAGCGACUCUCGCAGCAAUCUUUGGGGCAAGACCAAGGCCGCUUUUGGCCAUGCCUACAGGAAUUAUGGCCACGAGGCGGAGUGGUUCUUCAAGGCGGAUGACGAUACCUACGCUGUGAUGGAGAAUAUGCGGCAGUUGCUUCAUUCCCAUUCCCCUGAAACUCCGAUUUACUUUGGCUCGGCAUUCAAGUUGGCUUCCCGGGUUUACAUGUCCGGUGGAGCUGGCUAUGUGCUCAGCAAAAGGGCAGUGGAGCUGUUGGUCAGAGGAGCAGCUAAGAAGUGCCAACCAGGCGAUCGAGGAACCGAAGACUUCGAGAUGGGCAAGUGCCUACGCAUACUGAAGGUCAAAGCCGGCGACUCCCGAGAUCUUUACGGUCGACAUCGCUUUUUUUCGCUUUCCCUGGAACACUUUCUAAUACCAAGUCGUGACGGAGAGGACUUUUGGCUGGGCAAAUAUCUCUUCCACUCGGCUGGAACGGGAAUCGAAUGCUGCUCCACAUAUUCGAUUUCAAUGCACAACGUCUCGCCCUACGAAAUGCACUUUCUGGAAACCUUUUUGUAUAAAUCCCGACCCUUCGGAGUAAUCGCUAAUCAUCCUCCCUUAAAGGUUUCAAGAAAAAAGAGAUUAUGGAGAGAGCAGUAUGGUUUAUAGAUAGAUUUUAACAAUUAUGUUUUAUAAUAUACAUGAUUUAAUUGAUAACGUUUCUAAGAAAAAUGGCAUUACUCUUUGGCAUUUUAUAUUGCAGUCAAUAGAACCUUAAUAAUUAAUUAAAGCAAGAUUACGUCUUGAACUUCGGCUUA
Messenger RNA from Drosophila ficusphila, 1762 nucleotides. RefSeq names its product glycoprotein-N-acetylgalactosamine 3-beta-galactosyltransferase 1-like. Bases 342 to 1613 code for a protein of 423 amino acids. Gene Ontology annotation, molecular function: N-acetylgalactosaminide beta-1,3-galactosyltransferase activity. Lineage: Eukaryota; Metazoa; Arthropoda; Insecta; Diptera; Drosophilidae. The record is from RefSeq and is a predicted model, not a curated record. The transcript has 4 exons. Gene Ontology annotation, cellular component: membrane.